AUGCCAAUGCUCAAUCUGCCUACUUUGACAGCGAAGCCGCCCAUUGGUCGAAGCGAAUAUGGCCGCGUCAAAGUGGCGUUGUUGCCUGGCAAGGGUCUCAUGGAUUGGGUACGACUAGCGUCUGGCAAGGUACUUGCCAAAAAGAGGAUGUCCGUGGAUCACGACGAGCUUAUGAAACACAACAAAAGGGAUGACUGCUGGGUACACAUCUUUGGGCAGGUUUAUGACGUCACCUCAUACUUGGAAUUUCACCCUGGAGGGAUACCAGAGCUGAUGCGGGCCGCAGGCACUGAUGCCACUGAUCUUUUUAAUCAGUAUCAUGCAUGGGUUAAUUAUGAGAACAUGUUGAAAUCAUGUCUUGUCGGACGAUUCACGGGAGAUCUCUCCAAAUUACCGCAGCCUGGUCCGACCACAAUUGAACAACCGCAGUCUAUUUCAGCGCAGUUGAAUGCUAUGAUUAUGAAAGGGAAGCAAAAAGAUGAAGCAGAAACAUAUGGAAUAAGUAUUGCCAAGGAUUCGAGGACAUUGAAAAUUAGUUCGGACAAGUGGAAUUCGUCUAAUCUUCGGCUGGGAAAUGUGAUUGUUAAUAUCUCCAGCAGCAAAAAUAGUAUACGAGUUGUAGUCAGAACUGUUGCACAAUCUAUCGAAGUAAAAUGGGAUGACGUUGCUCUAAAUUCUGCAAACUGUGCAUACGAAGUCCUUGUGAGGAAUGGAAGUAUCCUGCUCACUUUCGAGGCAUUAGACGUAGCAGCAGUUCUCGCAACAGCGAAUCAAUCCAUCAGGCAGUCACCUCCAUCGAAGGUAUAUCGUCCAUAUACGCCUGUCAGUUAUGGGUCGUUACCAGAAGAUCCUGAAGAGCCGGAGCGUGCAAUAUACACAGGAGCGGUGAAGAUCACCUUUCUAAUAAAAAUUUACGAGCAAGGGAUCUGCACACCUUCUCUAGGGGCGUUGAGCGUUGGUGACACGAUUGCGGUCAGUGAACCUAUAGGAAACAUUGAUUUAUCGGCAUGGAUUAGCACACAGAACUGCUUGCUCAUGUUAGCAGCAGGCACGGGUUUGACGCCUAUGGUUAAUGUACUUAGAGCACGGUUAAAGAAAAUGGCCAAUGAAAGCAUGCAGAAGAGUAACACGAGAUUACUGUUAUUUAACAAAACAGAAAACGAUAUAGUUAACGAUGACUGGUUACCAAUGAGAUGGUCAGAUGAAAGAAUUACGGUGGAACAUAUUCUCAGUAAUCCAUCUCAAGAAUGGAAAGGGCGUACGGGAAGAAUAAACGCUGGAAUGUUGCCGGCGGCUCAGGAAUCAUUACGGGUAUUAAUAUGUGGGCCAGAAGGAUUCAAUGCAACUGCACACAAGCUGUUACUUGAUGCCGGCUACAAGAACGAAAAUAUUCACAUUUUUCAAGGCUAG
Ostertagia ostertagi is the source of this 1410-nucleotide messenger RNA. The record is from the annotation of a GenBank genome assembly. NCBI's taxonomy places the organism in Eukaryota, Metazoa, Nematoda, Chromadorea, Rhabditida, Trichostrongylidae.